AUGCCUGAAGGCGGUGAAGGCAGUACUAGCGUGCUACGUAUAUACAGAGUACAUACAUAUAGACGCACGACGUCCGUGCCUUCCAGCAACAACUCGGUGACGGCUGCUGUGGUGCUGGUAGCAACAGCAAGUAGCAAACCAUGGGAAGUGCUUUCGGCCAACGUCCGCGAGAUCUGCCGCGCACAGCGUGCCGACGGCUCUGCAGCCGUGCUCGCCAUCGGCACGGCCAACCCGGCCAACUGCGUGCUCCAGGACGAGUUCCCGGACUUCUACUUCCGCGCCACCAAGAGCGACCACCUCACUAGCCUCAAGGAAAAGUUCAAGAGAGUUUGCCAGAAGCUGGGCGUGCAGAAGCGCUACCUGCACCACACCGAGGAGCUGCUGAGCGCGCACCCGGAGUUCCUCGACGACUCCUCGCCGUCCCUCGACGCGCGGCUGGACAUCGUCAAGACCGCCGUGCCGGAGCUCGCCGAGCAGGCCUGCAGGAAGGCCAUCGCCGAGUGGGGCCGCCCGGCCGCCGACAUCACGCACCUCGUCGUCACCACCAACUCCGGCGCGCACAUCCCGGGCGUCGACUUCCGGCUGGUCCCGCUGCUGGGCCUCCGCCCGACCGUGCGCCGCACCAUGCUCUACCUCAACGGCUGCUUCGCGGGCGCCGCUGCGCUGCGCCUCGCCAGGGACCAGGCCGAGAACAACCGCGGCGCGCGCGUGCUCGUCGUCUGCGCCGAGGUCACCGUCCUGCUCUUCAACGGGCCCGAGGAGGGGUGCUUCCAGACGCUCGUCAACCAGGGCCUGUUCGGCGACGGCGCGGGGGCCGUCAUCGUCGGUGCCGAGCCAGUGGCGGCCCCGGCACCGGCCGAGCGCCCGCUGUUCGAGAUCGUGUCCGCCGCGCAGGCCAUCGUACCGGAGUCCGAGGGCGUCAUCACCAUGCACCUCACCAGGGGCGGAUACGGCGGCAACAUCUCCACCAGGCAGGUCCCCGUACUCAUCGGCGACAACAUCGAGCGCUGCCUCACGGACGCUUUUGCGCCGCUCGGCAUUAUUGGCGCCGAAUGGAACGACCUGUUCUGGGACGUGCACCCGGGCUCGUCGGCGAUCCUGGACCAGGUCGACGCCGUGCUCAAGCUCAAGCCUGAGAAGCUGGCGGCGAGCAGACGUGUCCUGAGCGAGUACGGGAACAUGUUCGGCGUCACGGUGAUCUUCGUGCUCGACGAGCUGCGCCGCCGGAUGGAGAAUGGAGAAGAGGAGGGGACGCCAGAGUGGGGGGUCAUGGUGGCGUUUGGACCCGGGCUCACCGUUGAGACUAUGGUGCUCCACCGAUCAGGCACCCCAGCCGAGAAGAAGCUGGCUGAGGCAUGA
Molecule: messenger RNA, 1359 nt
Organism: Miscanthus lutarioriparius
Lineage: Eukaryota; Viridiplantae; Streptophyta; Magnoliopsida; Poales; Poaceae
Source: the annotation of a GenBank genome assembly